This is a messenger RNA of Ambispora leptoticha, 4893 nucleotides long. Lineage: Eukaryota; Fungi; Glomeromycota; Glomeromycetes; Archaeosporales; Ambisporaceae. The record is from the annotation of a GenBank genome assembly.
AUGUCGUCACCUUCAAAGCGGCAAAAUGCAAAUCAAGAUGGUGGUGGAAACAUGAAUAGUACCAGCAGGAUUAGUAACAACGGGAUGCAAGCCCCACCACAACAAACAGUAGAAGAGGUAAUCAAAGAACGUAACAACCUACGUUCGCAAAACGAUCAACUAUGGAAAAUCAUUGAAAAACAAAAGCAAAUAAUAAAUAAUUUACAAAAUGACAAUAAAAAAUUGGCUUAUGAAAAGGAAAGACUGUUGGGAAAAUUAAAGGAGACUGGUAAUGGCGCAAAUGGAAGUGAUGCGUUGGGUCGAUUUUGGUUGCAGGAUGAGGAAUUUGGAGGUGUUGGUAAUGGUGUAUCGGUUAAAAGAGGUGGAAGUUUAAAUAUCGUUAGAACCGACCACCAUCAUAUUGGUAGUAAUAAAUCGACAAUAUUGGACAAUAGUGUUCUUUCAAAUUUGAGUCAAAAAUCGGCUGUGCCGACUUUGCCAAAUAUUGAAGAAAAAAACCAAGGAAUUCCAUCACCAUCUGCAUCUGUUUCAUUAAGAACUACUAAUAACAAUUCAUCCUUAAAACAGUAUCAACCUCAGACUGAAAAUAUUUCACAGACACAACAAACAAAAACACCGCCAUCUUUACCGUCAAGCUCUGAAAAUACUAGUAGUUCUCCGGUGACUACGACUAGUAGUAAUAGCAUCUCACCAUCUUCUUCGCCGCCACCAUCCUCUGAAAUUACAUAUGAUGUUUCUUCAGGUGGAAUAUCAGGAGGGGAUGGUGAGGAAGGAAUUGAUAGUCGUUCAAAUACUCCAAUUUCAAUUGAUAGUGAACAAUCAUCAUCAUCUCCCCCUAUAGCAUUAACUCAAUUGAUGACUGGUGCGAAACAAUCAUCACCACCGCAACAAUUGUCAUCGCCACAAACUUCACCAAAGCAAAAUCCUUCGUCACCUACUUCAGUUAAAUCAUCCGGAUCUUCUGGUAGUGGAGCUCGACAUAAGUAUAAUGACACAAAUGAUACAGAACUCGAUGAUUCUUUUGUUCUUCAAUUCUCUACUCCCUCGCCGACUUCUGUUUCUAUGUCAACUAGUGACAGCGCUAAUGGUAAUCAUAGUUUACCAAAAGAGAAUAAAAAAGCCAAUUAUCGACUAAGUCAAUUACCACCUCGAAAAAGUUCAGAUCAUAGUGACGAGUCCACGAGUAACCCCGUUUCACCGCGUGAUGAUUCUGCAUAUAGUAAAACUUCCAAAGAUUCAACUCAUAAAAAUGGACAUUUACAUACUCUUUCAUUGCCAAUUAAUGGCCCUACUGUUCAAAUUAAUACGACGAGUUCUCCUACAACUACUACUAUCACAACAAAAGAAGAUACUAUGACACAUGAAACUUGUAAUAAACAUAGUAGUACGGGAUCUUUGACACACAUAAAUAGCGUUCCAAACCUAACUACUUAUCUUUCAGCAACAUCUGAGAGUGCUGAUGGUAUUAACAGUAAUGUUAAUAAAAAAUCGCCGAAACAUGCAAAAUCUUUUGAAUCAAUGACGCAAAACAAACGUAUUUCUGCAGUAUCAAUGCCGAAUGAGUUGCAAUCAUAUCAUAUACAAUCCGAAGGUAAUAAGCCAGCGCUUACUACUUCAGGGGGAACUUUGGAUGUAUCGCCAACCAGAAAGAAUCGAAAUAGUGCUUUGAUUAUGAAAACAAAUUCACUACCAGUGGAAGGUCAAUCUCUACUUUUAUCAGCUACCGAAACAUCAUCACCGAAUUCCGAGGGUCGAAAACAUCAUUUAAAAAACCAACUUUCAAUGAAUGAUUUACAUUCAUUGACUACGCCAAAUAUGUUUACUAAUGAUUCUUCAUCAUCUCCAGCGAGGCGACCUUUGCAAUCAAGUCCCCCCCGAAGCUCAUCAACCAAUUCCGUGACACAAGAGCAAAGCGCAGCUCCUCCAACACCACCAAGACCAAGUCUACAACGUUCUGAUACACCAACACUAAUAUCGGCCGAUGCUAUAUCUGGAAUCUCCGUGAAGGUUGAAGGCAGUAAUAUCAAAACAAAUGAAAAAGGCAAAGAGGUUUUAGCGUUCGUUAUUUCGGUGGGACAAGCAAAGAUACACGAAGGAAUUGUUAUUGGAAUGGAAGAAGAAUUAUGGAGAGUUGAAAAAUUAUAUUCUGAUUUUUUGGCUUUGGACGCUAAGUUAAAACAACGCCAAAAUCGUAGCUUAAAAAUUGGUAAAUUGCCUGACAAGAAUCUCUUCACCAAUAAUGCACCGAGCAAAGUUGAUCAACGAAAAUUGGCGCUUGAAAAUUAUUUAAAGCAUAUUAUUUCGUUACCGCUCAAAGAUACUAAAGAUUUAUGUGAAUUUUUGAGUACAGACGUUGUAGAACGAGAAGAUCCCGAGUAUUUAAAUUCGAUGGGUCAUAAAGAAGGAUAUCUGACAAAGAGGGGCAAAAAUUUUGGUGGUUGGAAAACACGUUACUUUGUCCUGAAAAGCGCCGUAUUAGAGUAUUACGAAUCGAAAGAUGGUCAUCAUUUGGGCACUAUUCGACUGACUAAUGCACAAAUUGGUCGUCAACAGUCUACUGUUGAGGCCGAUUUAGCAGGAAACGAAAAUUCGUACCGUCACGCGUUUUUGAUCUUGGAGCCGAAACACGGCUCGAAAGGAAGCACGAGACACGUUUUAUGUGCUGAAAGUGAUGCCGAGAGAGAUCAGUGGGUUGAUGCUCUAUUACAAUAUGUGGUAAAUGAGGAUGAUCUUCAAGAAACGAAAAAACGUGGGAAAGAAAAGGCGACAAAACUCGCCAAACAAAAUAUCGAAAAGAUUAAUGCACAGCCAAUUUCGCAACUUGGACGUGAUGAAAAUAAUUAUAAGUUGAUUGUUAGCGAAGCGGUGUUGCAGCAAGCCAAGGAAGAAAUACGACAAGAGAAUUCUCCUACGAAACAUAAAACAAAUAAUGAUUCGAUAUCAAGGAAAAUCAUUAACGUGGAUGGAGAAUCUACAAACUUUAAUUAUGAUGCACAAUCAAAUAACAACUCGAACUAUGUUCCAACUCAUCAUGUAUCAUCUUCAAUAACAUCAUAUCAAAGCUUUGGUUCUCAAUCAUCUAGUAGUUUACCGGCGAACCUUAAUUUGUCGUUCCAACAACAGCAGCAGCAAGACGCAUCAUUGUAUUCCCAAUCAAGAUUAGGUGUGUCUACAACUAGUCAAUCCAACAAACGUGGAAGUAUGCUGGAGACCGAAUAUAAUGGUAAUAAUCCUAUGAGACCACAAAGAGAUGGGACACCUGAACCAAAAGAAGUUUUUUCGGUUCAGCAGCAAUUAGCAUCAUCAGGUGGUGCUACAACAUUAUUACCUGUAUUUAAUCAAAAUCCUUCGAAUGGACGACGAGCAGAAGAAGAUAAAAAAGACAAAGAUCGAAGAGGUGUUAGAAUGACUUUCUUUGGUAAAUCGAUGUUUGGUGGGGGAAAAGAAGAAAAGAAACAUCGACCCGAUAUUGCUCCAGACCCGAAUCGAAUUGUAUUUGGUGUUCCGCUGGACCAAGCAAUUGCUGUGGCAAGAAUAAAAGAAGGAUAUGAACUUCCAGCUGUCGUGUAUCGAUGUAUUGAAUAUUUGGAUGCCAAGAAUGCUGCAUUUGAGGAAGGAAUUUAUCGAUUGAGUGGCUCAAAUGCCACGAUAAAAUUAUUACGAGAACGAUUCAAUACAGAAGGUGAUGUAAAUCUAUUGGCUGAAGGCGAAUAUUAUGAUGUACAUGCAGUUGCUGGAGUCUUGAAAGCAUAUCUGAGGGAAUUACCGACUAGUGUGUUGACCCGUGAAUUACAUAUGGAAUUUGUCAAUGUCAUUGAUCUUCUCGAAAGACGGGACCGUAUAAACGAGCUUGGUCGCCUUGUAUCUGCACUUCCGUUAUCAAAUUACACACUACUUCGCACUCUUACCGGACACUUGAUAAGAGUAGUUCAGAAUUCAGACAUCAAUAAAAUGACAGUGCGCAAUAUUGGCAUCGUCUUUUCGCCGACCUUGGGUAUUCCAGCCGGGGUAUUCAGUUUGUUCAUGGCGGAAUUCGAAUAUAUCUUCUUUACUGACGGAGAUGGUGUAGCAGCACCUAGAAGCAUUGAAGAACCGGAAACAGUGAGUCACACCAUCAAUAAUAACAGAUCACCCAAUUCUCCUUCAUUCCGUUCUCCAACGAUAAACACCAAUAUUUCUACUAAUCCGAUUGCCAAUACUGAAGCUCCUAUCUCCAUUGAUGAUGAAGAACCUUUAAUUGCAUUAUCACCGAAAUCGGCUAUGCGUCGACGAGAUAUACGUGAUGAGUUGUCGGGUAGAAGUAAUCGAAAUAGUGUACAUUAUCUUGAUAAUGCUCCGGAAUCUGUGGUUGGAUUAGAACGAAAAAUGACUGUUAAAGCAUUAAAUCGUAGCGAUGAUGACGACGAAGAGGUUAAUGAUUUGGAACUACAAGUGGAAGAUGACGAUCUUGAGAGUGAAUCUUCUGCAUCAAUAGAAGAUCCGAACAUAACUCAAUAUAAUCCACAUCAAUCACCCAUAUCCGGGAAUUCAGCAUCAUCUGCUCCACAAUCCCCCCAUUCGCCAAGUGCUAAUUCAACUUUACCUCGCUCGAACUCAGCUCCGACCACUCAUGAUAACUCAUCACUUCAAAUUCAAAACACGUUAUCUAAUAAUAAUAAUCAUCAUCAACAGUCAUAUGAUGACAACUUAAGUGAACGCGACAUACGUAAACAGCGAAGACUGACCGUACGGAAUUUCACGCAGCGUGAUUCCAUGUACGAAGUUUUUAAUGAACAACAUCGUGAAUUGAAAGAGAUGCUGAUGAUGAAUGAACGUAAUUCAUCGCCUUCUGCGUCAUCAUCAAUGCCAGUUCCGAAAAAUGGCGGUGGUGGAAUACCCAAUGAAAUGAUAUAA